AUGGGGGAGGCCCGCAAACUGUUUGAUGAAAUUGUAGGAAGGAGAGACUUAAUAUCGUGGAACAUUUUGAUGGGAGGAUAUCUUUGUGCAUCUCAGAAUUAUUUGGUUGUAGACUUGUUUAGGCUGUUAUGUACCAGUGGUCAAAUUGUUGGCAAGACCACAAUCUUGAGUGUUAUCUUGGUUGCUGGGGAACUGAAUUGCGUUAUGACAGGAGAUGUUGUCUUGUGGAAUUGUCUCACAGAUGGAUAUGCUAAAGGUGGCCUGCUAGAUGAAGCAUUAGAUUUACUGGGUUUGAUGAAGCUGGAAGAAGUAAAACCCAAUGCAUCAACUCUAGCAGGGUUGCUCUCAGCUUGUGCUUCAUCUGGGGCUCUGGCAUUGGUUCAAUACUAUGUGGAUAUAUGCAAUGUUGAGAGAAGGUCUAUUCGUGAAUUGAACAAAAUGGUUGAGGAGCUAGGUCAUGCUGAUGCAACAUUGAUAUACUAUUAUGUUGAACCAGACAAAGACCUAUCAAAUGGAUUAAGGGAGUUAUGUACUGAUCAGCAUAUCAAUAUGUUUUGUGAAUGGGCCUACACUUUUAUAGUGAUGGAGAUGUACUGUAACCAUUUAAUAGAAGAAGAAAUUGUGGAAGUAUUUACACAUGAAUUAGCUCUUGAGAAUGACAUGCAAAGGAGAAAAUCUGGGGUCUUGAUUGAAAAGCUUGAUGAGCAAGGCCAUAUUGUUAGCCAUCCUUGUGUCUUGUCUUGA
Messenger RNA from Coffea arabica (coffee), 744 nucleotides. NCBI's taxonomy places the organism in Eukaryota, Viridiplantae, Streptophyta, Magnoliopsida, Gentianales, Rubiaceae. The record is from RefSeq and is a predicted model, not a curated record.